Messenger RNA from Hipposideros armiger (great roundleaf bat), 1041 nucleotides. RefSeq names its product transmembrane protein 179 (gene TMEM179). The transcript is spliced from 4 exons. Lineage: Eukaryota; Metazoa; Chordata; Mammalia; Chiroptera; Hipposideridae. Bases 115 to 816 code for a protein of 233 amino acids. The record is from RefSeq and is a predicted model, not a curated record.
GCGCGGCGCCGGGAGAGCCUGGCGGCCCGGGCUCCCGGCCUGCGCCCUCGCCCUGCGCCCCCAGCACGGCCCCGCGGCCUCCUGCGGCCGCUUCCGCCCUCUCCAGGCACGGCCAUGGCGCUCAACCAUUUCCUCUUCGCGCAGUGCGUCUGCUACUUCCUGGCUUUCCUGUUCAGCUUCGUGGUGGUGGUCCCGCUGUCCGAGAACGGCCACGACUUCCGCGGCCGCUGCCUGCUCUUCACCGAGGGCAUGUGGCUCAGCGCCAACCUGACGGUGCAGGAGCGCGAGCGCUUCACGGUGCAGGAGUGGGGCCCGCCGGCCGCCUGCCGCUUCAGCCUGCUCACCAGCCUCCUCUCGCUGCUGCUCGCCGCCGCGCACGCCUGGCGCACGCUCUUCUUCCUCUGCAAAGGACACGAGGGCUCCUUCCUGUACGCCUUCCUGAACCUGCUGGUCAGCGCCUUCGUCGUCUUCCUCGUCUUCAUCGCCAGCACCAUCGUGAGCGUGGGCUUCACCAUGUGGUGCGACGCCGUCACUGAGAAAGGCACCGUGCCCCACAGCUGCGAAGAGCUGCAAGACAUCGACUUGGAGCUGAAUGUGGACAACUCUGCCUUCUACGAUCAGUUUGCGAUUGCCCAGUUUGGCCUCUGGGCCUCGUGGCUGGCCUGGCUGGCCCUCACCGUCCUGGCGUUCCUGCGAGUCUACCACAGCUGCCGGCAGGAGGACCUGCUGGACAGCCUGCUGCACGAGAAGGAGCUGCUGCUUGCGCGGCCGGCCUCCCGGGCCUCCUUCCAGGAGGAGAAGAGUGCCGUCAUCUAGUGUCCUCGGGCGGCCCCCAGACGCCCCCAGCCGCCCGGGGGUGCACCUCCUGUCCUGGGGGCGUGGCGGGGCCCCCACCCCGGCCGCACAGCCUUGUGUGUCUGUCAUGUGUGUCGCGAGCUCCUUGACCCCCGGGGUGAGCCCGGCUGCCUGCUGACCUGGGUGGGGCAGCACAGGGUCUGGGGCGACAAGGGCCUCCUCCAGCCUUCCCGACCUGCCCCGUGG